Messenger RNA from Manacus vitellinus (golden-collared manakin), 3974 nucleotides. RefSeq names its product 5-hydroxytryptamine receptor 4 (gene HTR4). The transcript has 6 exons. Lineage: Eukaryota; Metazoa; Chordata; Aves; Passeriformes; Pipridae. Gene Ontology annotation, cellular component: plasma membrane. Gene Ontology annotation, molecular function: G protein-coupled serotonin receptor activity. Gene Ontology annotation, biological process: regulation of appetite; chemical synaptic transmission; adenylate cyclase-activating adrenergic receptor signaling pathway. Bases 58 to 1221 code for a protein of 387 amino acids. The record is from RefSeq and is a predicted model, not a curated record.
GGAUGAGGUCUCUUCUGUGGACAUUGAACUCCCAGCUACCUAUGCCUAUUGCCUGUGAUGGAAGAACUGGAUGUUAAUGUGAGUUCGAGUGAGGGCUUCGGCAUAGCGGAGAAGAUCGUGCUGCUCACCUUCAUCUCCGCCGUCAUUCUGAUGGCCAUCCUGGGGAACCUGCUGGUGAUGGUGGCCGUGUGCCGGGACAGGCAGCUCAGGAAAAUCAAGACCAAUUAUUUCAUUGUUUCCCUUGCCUUUGCGGACCUGCUGGUGUCAGUGCUGGUGAUGCCCUUCGGAGCCAUUGAGUUGGUUCAGGACAACUGGAUCUAUGGAGAGAUGUUCUGCCUGGUCCGGACGUCCCUCGAUGUCCUGCUCACCACGGCAUCAAUCCUGCACCUGUGCUGUAUCUCACUGGACAGGUACUAUGCUAUCUGCUGCCAGCCUCUGGUGUACAGGAACAAGAUGACCCCACUGCGCAUCGCUGUAAUGCUCGGAGGGUGCUGGGUAAUCCCAACAUUUAUUUCUUUCCUCCCUAUCAUGCAAGGCUGGAAUAGCAUUGGCAUCAUUGAUCUGAUUCAGCAAAGACAGUUCAACAAGGCUUCCAACUCCACCUACUGCAUAUUCAUGGUCAACAAGCCAUACGCCAUUACCUGCUCCGUGGUGGCCUUCUACAUCCCCUUCUUCCUGAUGGUGCUGGCUUACUACCGCAUCUACAUCACGGCGCGGGAGCACGCCCGGCAGAUCCAGGUGCUGCAGCGCGCGGGGGCCCCCACGGACGACCGGCAGCACCCCCCGGACCAGCACAGCACCCACCGCAUGAAGACUGAGACCAAAGCUGCCAAGACCCUGUGCAUCAUCAUGGGGUGCUUCUGCCUGUGCUGGGCCCCCUUCUUUGUCACAAACAUAGUGGACCCUUUCAUAAACUACACGGUGCCGGGGAAGCUGUGGACGGCUUUCCUGUGGCUGGGCUAUAUCAAUUCAGGGUUGAACCCUUUCCUCUACGCCUUCCUGAACAAGUCUUUCAGACGUGCCUUCCUCAUCAUCCUGUGCUGUGGGGAUGAGCGAUACCGAAGACCUUCCAUCCUGGGGCAGACGGUGCCCUGUUCCACCACCACGAUAAAUGGAUCGACGCACGUGCUAAGGUACACUGUUUUACGCAAUGGGCAUCAUCAGGAACAUGAGAAGCUUCCCAUCCACAACGACCCUGAAUCCCAAGAGUCCUGUUUCUAGUCAUGGUCCUAACAGAGGAAUGGUCCGGCUGAAAGAACCUUUUAGAAUAUCCAAAGGAUUCACGGACAGCAGGACUUGUUGAAAAAUCAUUCAUCUGCAUUGUCAUGGUGCCUCCUACACUGACUUCACAUGGGUGUCCAGCUGUGAGAUGGAUGGAAGGUACAGGACUCCUGUACCUGCAGGGAUGGCUGGACCAUGGCUAUGCCACAGCUUUAUUCCAGAGGGGGUGAUUCCUGUCAACGUAAGGACACAAAACAAAUACAAACCACUCAGUGAAGGGACUUCUGCUCUCCUUUUCCAGCUGCCCUCUGUGUACAAGUCAUCUCUCUGUCCUGCAGUCUUAGAGAUCACAAGGUCUGGCUGAAGCCCUAUCAGGAUGUGAGACUAAAGCCCUGCUUUAUCUGUGCGAGAUCCUGCCCGUGGUGACUGGAUGGUCAGGGGAGAAACAGCACUAUGUUUUCUUCAGCAAAAUAAGGGGGAACAUUUGCCCUUUGAUUAUAGCUACUGGUGAAGGGUCAGCACGAGCUGCUGGUUCACCCAACCCUGCAGAGCUUUGUAAAUGCUUUUAUUGUGUUUCCUGGCCACGUUCACUGGUGGAAGCCUGACAAGCUGGAAUGGGACCUACAGAGACAUCUCACCUCUGACAGGGCCCUGCCAGCACUGCUCCAGUCCAGCCCAUGGGCCCAAAGCCUUAUCCAUCCUCUGCCAUUUGGAGGCCAGUGGAGAGGAUAUGGCCCUCAAACCCAGGCAAGCUGCCAGUGCUGUGCUCACUUGAGCAAACUUUAGGCAUUCCGACCCAAAAGAAAGGUUGGCCAAGAGACAGUCAGUCUGUAAUAGAUCACUAAGUGCCAUCUUGAAAACUACACCAUCUAAUAAACUUUUCUAGCUACAUUAGGGAGAGAGACUUCCACUUCCAUUUUCCACCUUUAUUUUUGUAUUUGUUUCGGUUCCCUUCCAGUUUCAAGAAGUUUCAAGAUUUUCAAAUAUCACCAUAUGCACAUCUGCUUGCAAAGAUCUCAGUCCUCAGCUGCUUCCUGCAUGUAGAUGUUGCCAUAUUCCUUGUGAGCUGCUUCCACCUUUGCAUGGAAAGGGUGAGCAAGGCUGUAGACUUCGCAACUUUGGGAGAAUGAUCUUCAUGCAGUAGGAAAUAUGCAGGAUCAAGACUAUGAGCCUCUACCCUUUUUAGAUGAAGAUCGAACCCAGAGAUGCCACCCUGAGCCUAGAAAAUAAACUUGUACUUUGUUAUAUUGUGUAAUCAUGUACAGCUAUUUUUAAUGUAAAUAGAAAAGGUGACAUUAUUUAUUAUUUUUUAUCAGGAACAUGUGUUUUUUUCAUUAAAAGCUUCUAGACCCAGGAGCUUAACAUUAUAUGUAUUAUUAUUUAGUAAUAUUUCUGUUGCUAUGUGACAGGUAUUUACUAUAAACAGACAAAUCCUGCUUUGAACAAACAAAAAUGUUGCUCAGUAGGAAAAAAAUUGUGCAUGAUAAAAACAAGUGGCUUCCCUGCCAUGGUGUCUGACUUCUUUAAAUACUUCUUCCACAUAAAACUCACUGACAAAACUUCACAGCAUUUUCCUUUAGGUUUCAAAAGGACUCAGGGGAGAAAUAGCCCUAAUUAGAAGACCAGACACUUACCAAAGUAGAGAAGUGCUGGCAGUUAGAAAGAGACAAACUGUUGGUGUUUUCAUGGAAAGUGCUCCUGGUUCAUCAUUAGGACUUGUUUGGCAAUGACCUGUUUUUACAGGGCUUUGUUUCCAAAACAACUCUACUGUGGACAUCAAAACAGAGCAGAGAGUGAAAAAAGAAAGGUCAAUAUUUAAAGUUUGGAAAAAAAUCCAUCCAGGGCUGCUUGAGUCCUGUGAUCCUCACCCUCUGUGGGACUGCUCGCUUUGGUUAUGUCAGGAUUUGGGUACAUGACUCUGCAGAACAGGUUGUCUUGGUUUCACCUCAAGUGUCAAAUUUCUUAGAGAAGUCCGAAGCUUUUCUCUGUCCCCAUUAAAAGGCAUCAAAAUAUUGGUGUGAAAUUUCUUGGAGUGAUCUGGAAUCAGCAGCAUGGGGAUGCUACAGUAAUGGUGUUUUUUGUUUCUGCUGUUGUCCUUGAAGUGUUGUUUUCUCCUAUGUUUUUAUGUGCAUUAGUAAUAUAUCUCUUCUUAAUUUAAAAUUAACUCCUCAACAGGGCAAUUUCCUCACAGGCAACAUUCCAUCAAUGGGCUCUAUCAAUGGGAGCAGUAGCUCACUAGCCAAAAUGGUCAACAGCUGUGAUGGGAAAAAAAUUCCAAACACUGUAUUUGAAUGAAAAACCAAACACAAAAUGUCCACGUUCUUGUGUCAUUUCUGACAAACUGUUGGACUCAGCAAACCUGUCAUGAACCACCUGGCAGCUCCUGCUUAGUAAGUCAAUAAUCUCAGCAAAGCUUCUGUGAACCCAGCAAAUGACGUUGUCUGUCAUCAGUAAUGGUAGAAUUUCUCUAGGAAAGGAGCUGUCUCACAGAAAGGACCCAGACUCAAUUUCCUUUGCUAAAGGUGGCUGCUCCUUCAGCCUCUCAGUUUAGCUUCCCAUUGACCCUCUUGGCUGGUGGUGUCAGAGCCUUUGCCUGUGCUGAAUAAUGUGUAAUGCAUUGGCUGUUUCUAAAAAUAAAAAAUCUUCUGUGUGCACUGAAGUGAACUCCAGCUCAUGCUCAUUUCUUGGCUGUUUUCACUCAAAACACAUGAUGUGACCAAGUUACACUUUCUUGCCUUCCAAGACACUCUAAC